Messenger RNA from Symbiodinium sp. CCMP2456, 3648 nucleotides. The record is from the annotation of a GenBank genome assembly. Lineage: Eukaryota; Dinophyceae; Suessiales; Symbiodiniaceae.
AUGUCCGACGCCGCCGAGAGUGGAGCCACCGAGUACACGCUAAGCGACAAGGGCCGCGUGCUGCGCGUGUCGUCGUCGCUCGACUCGCCGCUGAUCGCGACCUCGAUGCGCUGUAUCGAGGCGUUGUCCGAGCCGUUCCGGAUCGAGUUGACAUUUCUCAGCGAAGCGGACGACAUCGAUUUCUCCGAAGUCCUCGGCAAAUCGAUGACGGUCACGGUUGAUCUCCCCGGCCAGACAACCCGCUACUGGAAUGGCGUCGUCACGGCGUUCACGCAGUCGGGCCGCGACGACAACUUUUCCUACUACGCCGCCUUGGUGCAACCCAAACUGGCGCGGCUCGCUUUACAGAGCAACUGUCGCAUCUUCCAAGAUAUGAAAGUUGACGACAUCCUUGAGGAGUUGCUCGCCGGCAUUGAGGAGAAGAAAACAGCGUACACGCACGCCGAAGAGCGGCUGCCCCACAACUACCGGGUGCAGUACGGCGAGACCGAUUUUGCGUUCGUAAGCCGAUUGAUGGAAGAGGCAGGCAUCUUCUAUUACUUCGAGCAUGAUGAGAAGAAACACACGAUGGUGCUCUGCGACGACUCGACGCAGGCUGCCGUUGGAGCGGACCUCGCGCCGCUCGAAUACCGCCCAACGGAUGGCGGUGUUCAAGACAAACCGGCUGUCAAGCGUUGGCGAAAGACUCAAGCGCUAGCGCCGACGGGCAUCACCUUCCGCGACACGCAUUUCCAGGCGCCACGCGAUCCCUUUGAAGCAACACGCAAAGUAACGGCGACUCUGUCGCUAGGGGCAUCGACGCACAAGCUACCACCUGACGAGACGGAACACGCGCUCCUGGAUUACGGUAGCGGCUAUACCGUGCGUUACGACGGCAUCGGGACGAAAGAACAGAAUCCUGGCGCCGAUGGCGUCGGCAAAGACGCGCUGUCUAACAUGAGAGCGGACGCCGAGCGGGAAACACAACGUGUCUGCGAUUUGCUUACCGCCGCGGCGAUCUCGAUCGACGGUGGGAGCGACGCGUUGGCGCUGACGCCGGGGGGCGCCUUCACCCUGUCGGGGCACUUCAACGCCGACACCGACUAUGUGGUGACGCGUGUCUUCCACGACCUGAAGGUUGGCGGAGCUUAUGCAUCACCGGAUGAUGAAGCGUUGCAUUACGAGAACGAGUUCUACUGCUGGCCGAAGGCGACGCCGUAUCGCCCCCGCCAGGUGACGCCUAAGCCCCGAAUCCAUGGUGUGCAAACGGCGUGGGUGGUUGCCGACCUCACCGAGAGCGAGGCGGACAUCACCAAACUUAAGUCACAGCUCUACGACAAGUACGGCCGCGUAAAGAUCCGGUUUCCGUGGGACCGCCGGGCAGAGGCUGUCGUCGAAGGCGAGCAGCCAGAAGGCGCCGUCGGCCCGACGAAUCGUUCGUGUUGGGUGCGGGUCGCCCAGUUCUGGGCCGGCGCGGGCUGGGGCGCGUUCUUCUGGCCUCGGCAUGGCAAUGAAGUGCUCGUCGCCUUCGAGCACGGAGACGUCGACCGCCCGAUCAUUAUCGGCAGCGUAUACAACGCAAAGAGUAUGCCGCCGAUGGAGAUGCCACGGCAGCAAGAUGUUGCAGGGGUGCGAUCGUGCAGCAUCCAGGGUAACCCGACAUCCGAGUACAACGGCAUUACUUUCCACGACGAACUCUAUAACGAGCAUCUUGAGAUUCAGUCCGAGGGGCAUUCCGUCAAGAAGAACGAGCAGAGCGAGCACAGCUUUGAAUCCGACGCGCCGAAACUCGCCAACCUUAAUGGGCAACCGACAUCCGCCACCAAGAACUGGCGGUCGGCUUGCCUCGCUAAGGGAUAUGAGGCGGCGAUCGAUGUCACCCUCGGACACGCCGCGUCGAUUGUCGGCGGUUGGCCGGCGGGUUCGACGAGUGAGAUCGUCACCGGCGGCUCGAUGUCUCUAGUGCUUGACCCAACGAGCCUUGUCGACGACGGCAUUCUCCAGCAGGCCCAGGACCUGCUGGCGCCGAUGGGCGACUGGUCGGGCGUCUUUGGUCCACAACGUUCUCUGCACUACGGUCCCUCGCUAUCGAUCCAUCACGGCGCUGAGAUCACACGGCGUGGCGUGCAGACCUUCGAUGAGGCUAAUCCUCGGACCUAUUUCGUAGCAGGGAUCGUUACAGCGGCGUCGGCGCUGACACUGCUUGGAUGGAAGAAGCAAGACAGCGAUCCUGUCGCGUGGGAGAACCUCGUGCGGUCGCUCGGCCCGCGGGGGGUAAGCGGCAUGCUGCUUAACUUGCUGAUCGAGUUUGAGAAGGCGACUGGAGAAUGCGAUGCGGGCUUAGAGAAGCAGUCCGAAGCGAGCAGUCUCAACGACCACGCCGGCGCCUUGGGAUCGGACUACUCGUCGCUAGUGCUCAACUUGGCGUCAAAAGCAACCGACCAAGGGGCGUCACUCACGGCGGCAGGCGAGGCGGACAAGGCUGCCGAAGAAGCCGAAGCGAACUCCGAGGACACCUCGGUCGAUGACGCUGAGAACUCUGCUGAGAGUGAUGAUUCAUCGGAAGAAUCGACGGAAGACGACCCCGCAGCCGACGCCGCGGCCGCCGAGGCCGCGGCAAACGGGCCCGACACGAGUGACAUGAAGUUCGGCUCCGACGAGGCCGACCAGUAUCAGUGUUACGACGGACUCCUAGCGACCGGGGCGCGGCAUAUCUCUCUGCGAGCGAGAGCGACCGAAGACAGCGACACCGAUGCGUCACUGAUCCAUCUGGACGCCCACGGCGCCGACGGCCAAGACAACGGCGUUGUCGCGAUCAACUCGACCGGCCAAGCGACGAUCGUCUGCGGCCCCGCCGCGAUGCAGGUCCGGCGUGCCGGCACAACCGGGCAGAUUGACAUCACCACCGGCCAACAAGGGACGAUCACCGUCAACACCGGCGGCGACACGGGCAGCAAAGUAGAGAUGACGCCCGACGGGAUGAAGCUAUCGGUCGGCGCCGAAGGCUCGGGAGCUUUGAUCUCGAUGACCUCGACCGGCAUCAAACUAUCGGUCGGCGCCGGCGGCGGACCGUGCCUCGAACUCACGACCUCCGGCGUGACGAUGAGCUGCGGCUCGAGUAGCGUCGCCGUGGACCAGAAUGGGCAGACCACGAAAGGCAUGAAUGUCACGCACCAAGCGGACAUGAACUUCGAAGCCAAGGGCACGUUGAUGUCUGUCGGCAUUAGCCGUCAGUUCAACCGUUGUGACUACCAAUCGCUGAACACUAACCACUUCUUCUGCAUCAUGGGCGCCCCAGCCGCACGACUUACCGAUAUGCACGUAUGCCCGAUGGUGACACCGGGGGUGCCGCCGAUUCCGCACGUUGGCGGCCCGAUCACUGGCCCCGGCGCGCCGACGGUGCUCGUUGCGUCGAUGCCCGCUUCGGUUGUGGGCGAUAUGGCCGUCUGCGUCGGGCCGCCCGACACGGUUGCGAUGGGGAGCACCACGGUCCUUCUGGGUGGCAAGCCCGCCGCACGGUUGGGUGACCCUACCGCUCACGGCGGCAAGAUUGUGCUCGGCGACGUUUGUGUUGCUGCGGCUGCAGCCGGGCCGUGGACGACAAGGCCCGAUUCGGAUGAGACGGCGGACGCCUACUUCUCCCGUCUUGUCGAGACGAAUCAGCUGGAG